Ailuropoda melanoleuca (giant panda) is the source of this 3665-nucleotide messenger RNA. It is a transcript of the gene COG6, whose product is annotated as component of oligomeric golgi complex 6. Gene Ontology annotation, biological process: intra-Golgi vesicle-mediated transport. Gene Ontology annotation, cellular component: COG complex. The transcript is spliced from 19 exons. Lineage: Eukaryota; Metazoa; Chordata; Mammalia; Carnivora; Ursidae. The coding region runs from base 55 to 2028 and encodes 657 amino acids. The record is from RefSeq and is a predicted model, not a curated record.
CCAGCCUAAGGCUGAGGUGGCCGCCACGGAGCUGGGGGCGGGGCCUGCGACACUAUGGCCGAGGGCGGCGGGGAAGUAGUGGCAGUACCCGCGUCCGAGGCUGCCAACGGCCUCAGCAAUGGGGCAGGCCGGGUCCCCGCGCAGACCAGCAACCCGCUGUCGCGGAAGCUGAAUAAGAUCCUGGAGACGCGGCUGGACAACGACAAGGAGAUGUUGGAAGCUCUCAAGGCACUUUCAACCUUUUUUGUUGAAAACAGUUUGCGGACUCGAAGAAAUUUACGUGGAGAUAUUGAACGCAGAAGUUUAGCCAUCAAUGAAGAAUUUGUCAGCAUUUUCAAAGAGGUGAAGGAAGAACUUGAAAGCAUAAAUGAAGAUGUUCAAGCAAUGAGCAGUUGUUGUCAAGAUAUGACAAGUCGCCUGCAGGCAGCAAAGGAACAGACACAAGAUUUAAUAGUAAAAACUACUAAGCUUCAAGGUGAAAGUCAAAGAUUAGAAAUAAGAGCACAAGUCGCAGAUGCCUUCUUAUCCAAGUUCCAGCUGACUUCUGAUGAAAUGGGUCUCCUCCGAGGUACUAGAGAAGGACCUAUUACUGAGGAUUUUUUCAAGGCAUUGGGAAGAGUAAAACGAAUUCAUAACGAUGUCAAAGUUCUCUUGCGUACAAACCAACAAACAGCAGGUUUAGAAAUUAUGGAACAGAUGGCCUUGCUUCAAGAAACAGCUUAUGAAAGACUUUAUCGGUGGGCUCAAAGUGAAUGCAGAACAUUGACACAAGAAUCAUGUGACAUAUCUCCAGUAUUAACUCAGGCUAUGGAAGCCCUACAGGAUAGACCUGUCUUAUAUAAGUAUACCUUAGAUGAAUUUGGAACAGCCAGAAGAAGUACGGUCGUUCGUGGAUUUAUCGAUGCUCUCACAAGAGGGGGCCCAGGAGGCACACCAAGACCCAUUGAAAUGCACUCCCAUGACCCUUUGAGAUAUGUAGGAGAUAUGUUGGCCUGGCUCCAUCAAGCUACUGCUUCUGAAAAAGAACACCUUGAAGCCCUCUUAAAGCGUGUAACCAUACAAGGUGUUGAAGAAAAUAUCCAGGAAGUUGUUGGGCACAUUACUGAGGGUGUGUGCAGGCCUCUAAAGGUUCGAAUUGAACAAGUAAUAGUUGCUGAACCUGGGGCAGUUUUGUUAUAUAAAAUUUCUAACCUCCUCAAAUUUUACCAUCAUACAAUCAGUGGCAUUGUUGGAAAUAGUGCAACUACCUUAUUGACUACCAUUGAAGAAAUGCAUUUGCUAAGCAAAAAAAUAUUCUUCAAUAGCUUGAGUCUUCAUGCAAGUAAAUUAAUGGACAAGGUUGAACUCCCACCACCUGAUCUUGGACCAAGUUCUGCAUUAAAUCAGACACUCAUGUUAUUGCGUGAGGUUUUGGCAUCUCAUGAUUCUUCAGUUGUACCACUAGAUGCCCGUCAAGCUGACUUUGUGCAAGUUUUAUCAUGUGUCUUGGAUCCUCUCCUCCAAAUGUGUACUGUAUCUGCCAGCAAUUUAGGCACAGCUGACAUGGCCACUUUCAUGGUCAAUUCACUAUAUAUGAUGAAGACAACACUCGCUCUGUUCGAGUUCACUGACAGACGUCUAGAAAUGCUACAGUUUCAGAUUGAAGCACAUUUGGACACACUUAUAAAUGAGCAGGCCUCUUAUGUUUUAACUAGAGCAGGCUUGAGUUCUAUCUAUAACACCGUACAGCAACAUAAGCCUGAACAGGGCUCUUUAGCUAAUUUGCCCAACCUAGAUUCUGUGGCACUGAAGGCUGCAAUGGUUCAGUUUGAUCGUUACCUGUCAGCCCCAGACAGUUUGCUAUUGCCACAGCUGAACUUUCUUUUAAGUGCCACAGUGAAGGAGCAGAUCAUAAAGCAGUCUACAGAAUUAGUCUGCAGAGCCUACGGUGAAGUGUACGCUGCUGUGAUGAACCCAGUCAACGAAUACAAAGAUCCGGAGAGCAUCCUCCACCGCUCGCCGCAGCAAGUGCAGACACUUCUCUCCUGAUAAUCUUAUUUGAAUGUGUUAGCAAAAUAGUGCAUCCCUAAAACUCUAAAGGUUUUCGUGUUCUUUAGUCUGCUAAUCUUCACUUUGAGAUUUGAUGGUUACGAUUUUUUUUUUGUAUCAUAACAUUGUAGGUCCCAAUAAUUUCUUUUCUUUGAUCACAGUAACACGGACAUGAGUCAUGUAAUCUCGAGCUGAGUUAGUGCUGCUCUGUGUUUGCUCCUUAUGUAGCGAUGCUGAGCUCUCUGCGCGCCACCUCCCCAGUGCUGCAGUUUUCUAGAAUAUAAACAUAUGGGGGAAAGUCAUAUGAAAGGUUUGAGGGAGUUUUCUUUACAACAUUUGUUCCGAAUUAAUCAUACAUAAAAAAUUUGUCUCAACUUCAGAAUUAGUACAAAGAUGGGACAUACCGUCUCCCUACCUAAAAUGAAGUUGCUUUCUUAUUAUUCACGUGAGUAGACAUAUUUAAACUGAGGAGCAGAAAUACACACUUAGCAAAAAGUGGGAAAAGAGAGAGAGAAAAAUAAUUAAAAAUUAAAACAGGGUGGAUUUCUCCCUGUGUAAGCCCCGGACUGAAUUCAAGGUGAAGUUCAGCACUUUAAAAGGAUUUUAGGUAUGUAGGCACCCUGUGCUGCAUGUAAGUCUGGUAUUUAAUGAUAAAUAUUUUUUACAUAGUAUGAACUCUAAAUCCAACCAACUACAGAUUUUAUCUGGUGUUCAAACCAAAGAAAUAAUGAUCUACUCUCACACCAGAGGAAAAAUACUGAGUAGCAAUUGCUCACUGACAGUAUCUGCCCCCCUGAUGGCCCCUCACAAAGAAUGAUUUGGGUUCUGACUUUAGAACUUUAUCUAUGAGGAAGAUUCAGAAUCACUGUGUUUUUCCCAAAAAAAAAAAAAAAAAAAAAAUCUCAGUGUGUUUGAUGUGACUUUACUUUGUUGGUAAGAUUUCAAGGAUGAUUCUUAUUAGCAAAAUAUCUUAAUUUCUGAUAAAACUAUAAAAAGAGGUGAGUCUCUAAAUUAUAAAUGAGAAAACUGAGGCAUAAGGAAAAAAUGGACAAGGCUAAAAUAUUUUGCAAAGUAGUAAGAUAAAAUUAAUAUUAUGUAACAUAUAAUGUAUAACGCAUUAUUAUUUACAGAACAUGGCCUAUUCAUGUAUCUGAAAUUUAUAAUUGUUUAUAGUAAUAUGAUUCUUUUGGAGUAAGAGCAGUUAUUUAUCACCUCUUUUGGUGUAAAUCUGUGCUUUUAGUCUUUUCCUUCAAUGAGUAUGUGUGAUAUAUAUAAAAGAUAGAAAAUAAAGUAUGAUAUAAAUCAGCUUAAAUUUUAUAUAAUUUAUUUCUACAAUAAAAAAAGAUUGCUGCCUUAGCAUUAAUGAAUCCCUGUGUUUUCUAGAAAAAAAAAGUGUAUUUGGCUUUUUACACAUUUUCUCAAAAUAUUAAAGCUAUUUCUAGAACAGUGAUAAUUGAAGUAAGUAUAUUUUUAUACAUCUCAUCAAUAUGUUUUUAGAAAAUGUACUAAUAGAAAAGGAAGUACAAUAUAGGGCCAAAUUGAGAUAACCAGUGGAAGAUUGAUGAGCAGUAUGUGUUAUCACUAUUCUCUUGAGUACUAAGUCAAAAUAAAAGAUUAUAAGUGCUAUGUCAUGGACA